Molecule: messenger RNA, 1568 nt
Organism: Condylostylus longicornis
Lineage: Eukaryota; Metazoa; Arthropoda; Insecta; Diptera; Dolichopodidae
Gene: Tsen34
Product: tRNA-splicing endonuclease subunit Sen34
Exons: 5
Coding region: 131-1165 (344 amino acids)
Biological process (GO): tRNA-type intron splice site recognition and cleavage; tRNA splicing, via endonucleolytic cleavage and ligation
Molecular function (GO): tRNA-intron lyase activity; nucleic acid binding
Source: RefSeq, a predicted model, not a curated record
AUGUUGUUUUUUGUUUAUUUAUUAAAAUGAUUAUUAAAAUGCAAUUAGCAUCGAGCAUUUAGAAAAUAUUUUUAGAAGUAAAUAUUUAUACAAUAAACUUGUAAACAAUAAGUAAUUUUGUUAAAGUAAAAUGGACGAACAUACUAUUUCUGAUACAUUACAAGAACCGGUAGAAGCUGGAUUGCAAGGUGGUGAAGAAUCUUUAAACUUGCAUGAAAAGCCCCAUUUAGAAGCUCAUACCGAAAAUUUAAAUGAAGUUAGGAAGCCUUCAUGUAAUAAAAUUCUAUUAACUCAAUUGAAUGGUACUGGAUAUUGUUUCAAUGCAAAUGAUUAUAUGACAAUAAGAAAAGAUUACAGAAUCACUGGAUCGUUUAUUGGAACAAACCAUGUAAAGGGUUAUGUUCGAAAAAGUCAAAAGCUUCCUGUAGAAUUCAACGAAUAUGAGAUGCAGCUUUUGCUUGAUGAAAAUAUAGCUAUUUUAGUAUCAAAGAAGGAAGCAUUUGAAAGAGGCGCUGAUAAAAAAACUGAAGAAGAGAUAUUGACCAAAUUGGAAGAGAGAAUUCUGGCGCAAGGAUAUGCCCUUAACGAAAAGAAAAUACAGGAAACUAUAAAAAACAUAAACCGGGUUAUGGAAGGAAAACGCAAAAAAUUAAUUCAAAGCGGAGUUCCCGCGAAAGAUAUUAAACUCUCAGAAGACCAAGUUAUUCAAGAAAUGAGAUCCAGUAUGAAAUUUGAUCGAAAUAACGCUCAACUUGAAAUUCCUAAUCAAUGUCUUUAUAAUCACGAAGCCCAAGUUGUAAGUUUUCAAGGAAAAGAUACUUUAGGUUAUGAAAUAUUUCGAGAUAUUUGGAAAAGAGGAAAUGUGUAUGUGACAUUAGGUGGAAAUUUUGGCGGAAAUUUUCUGAUAUACCCCGGGGAUCCUUUAGUUUUUCAUGCUUCGCAUGUUGUACAUGUUUUGCAAAAUCCAGUCAUUCAACCAUUACAUAUGAUAUCGAAAUGCCGAUUAACAGUAAAUGUUAAUAAAAUUUGUAUUUUGGCUUAUAAAAAUUCAGAAAAUGAUAUAAGAUAUCAAACUGUUCACUGGGAAGGAAGUAAAGAUAAAUUGAAUAUUGCAAGUUGCAAGCUAAAGAAUGAUCGGAGUUCUGAUGAAGACUCGGAUGGGUAAUGAAAAUUUUUAUAACAGAUUUUUAAAUUAUAUAUGUAUAACAACAUUUUAUUAAUAGUGACCAUAAUAUAUAUAAUUUUAGUAUUUUUAUUAAACUUGUGAUGAUUACAUUAAAUUAUCAAUAAAUUUUCAUAAUUUUUCAAAAAAUAAGUUUGUUUAGAUUUGAAAAUUCUUAAAAAUUUUUUUUUUUAAAUAAAUUUGUAACAUUAUUUUCAUGGUAGAUAAUGCACAAAGUAUACAUAUUUGCUUUUAAAUGUAGCAGCAAUACUGAAUGCAACAAGUUUUACAAGAAAAUCUUUGUAUUAUAAAAGUUUUGUUAUUUAAUAGAUUUCUUCUUGUAAGUUAUACUUUUACAUAUAUAUUUUUACAUAAUUUAUUAUAUUUUAAAAUCACAUAAAUUUUU